UUGGCACAGCCCAGCCCCAGCCCCAGCACCCCUGGGGGAGGGGGAAAAGCCCCCUGACACAUGGAGCAGAAAGGGGCAAGGGGCAACCAGUGGAGCCCUGAAGCCUGGGAAAUGUCCACAGCGAGCACAGGCACCGCUGGGCCGUGAUCAUCGCUGCCCUGCGGCUGUCUACCCUCUCCUUGACACCUCCAGGGAUGGAGAGUCCACUUUCCCACGGCCUCCCCUUUCCCAUGGCGCCAACCCUGCAGGGUCCUGGUGGAGGGUCUUGCCCCUGCACUCGGACAGCCCCGCGCUGCACUGGGGAUAGGAGGGGAUUUCCCCCCUGCUGAGACUGGUCUGCGCUGGGGGUUUUGCCUUCCUCUGCAGUGGGGCACGGCCUCAGCCUGGGCUCUCUGCAGCGUCCUUGACCGCCCUGGCAGCAGCAGGACGUUGGCAGCCGCGGCCCCCCUGUAUCCCAGGGGUGGGGGCGGGGGCGAUGCCUGGUGCUGCGUCAGGAUGACGGUGUCGUGCAGCUCCAAGGUCGAACACGGGGUUUGUCUGGGCUGGUUUGGACAGGGCCGAUCCUGCCGCAGGCAGGGCUUGGACUGGACGUGCCCCCACAGGUCCUUGCCAGCCCCGCGGCUCUGGCACUCUGUGUUUCUAUGACCCCCUCAGUCCCGGCACCAGGCCCUGCGCGGUCUCCAGCCUGGGGGCUUGCAGUGUUUGCCCCUCAGGUGUUCCUUAUGAUCCCUAAUUAUCCCCAUGGCCCUUUUCACGCUGGCCCAGACCUGGGACCUGGGGAAACCAGGGGGAAAGUUAACCCAUUGCCUCCCAGUGUGUCACAGAAUUUCAAGGUCACAGCAGGGAAAGUGAGGCAGGGAAACACCAAAGCAUGCCGGCUCCUGUCUGCUCCUAACCUGAACCUGAACCCAAACCCAGGCUGCCCAAAAGGAGACCACUUGGCUGGCCCAGUGCUGCGCGGGCAGCAGGGGCAGAGAUGUGCUUGCAGGCCACGGCAGUCCCUGCGCCAGCCUGACCGUCCCCCGUCCCCUGUCAACGUGACCGUGACGCAGCUGAAGGCCAACUCCGCCACCGUCUCGUGGGACGUCCCGGAGGGAGACGUCAUCAUCGGCUAUGCCAUCUUGCAGCAGCGGCAGGAUGGGCAGAUGCAGCGGUUCAUCCGGGAGGUGAACACCACGAACCGGGCCUGUGUGCUGUGGGACCUGGCGGAGGACGCCGACUACGUCAUCCAGGUGCAGAGCAUUGGCCUGCACGGCGAGAGCCAGGCCAGCAAGCGCGUGCACUUCCGCACCCUGAAGGAGACCGACCGCCUCCCCUCCAACAGCUCCAACCAAGGCGACAUCACGGUGGAGGGGCUGGACAAGGAGCGGCAGUUACAGACAGGCGAGAUCGUCAUCAUCGUGGCCGUGCUGCUCAUGUGGGCAGCGGUGAUUGCGCUGUUCUGCCGGCAGUACGACAUCAUCAAGGACAACGACUCCAACAACGCCAAGGAGAAGGCGAAGCCGUCGUCAGAGCACAGCACGCCCGAGCGGCCCACGGGGGGGCUCCUGCGCAGCAAGAAAAAGUCCCCGUCGGUCAACAUCAUCGAAGUGUGAGCGUGGGGCCAGCGCUGGACCGGUCCAGCCAGAGCAGAGGAAGCUUGCAGGGUCGGGACACACUACUCCGUGCGUGGAGACAGGAUGGAGCGGUGCAUGCGGCACGCGGGCGGCACCGGCAGCACAGGACUGCAUUGCCUACGAAGCCCCUUGCUGCGGCCACACAGGGGUAGGGACCAGGUCUCGUGGCCCCUUGUGGAGAGACCACCGGUGCCGCCCUCCACCAGCUCCAGCCCAGGAUCCCGGCAGCAGGCAGCUUUGGCUCUUGUCCUCCCCAUGGGGGUUUUCCUGAGCCUAGGGUCCCAGCCGUGGUGGCGCAUGCAAGCUGGGUGUGGGGGCCCAGGUCAGGACUGGCUGCAGUGAGACCAGGUCAGUGCAGGGUUUGGGGGGCGGUCACCGGGCACGGGUUUGUAAGGCUGCUCCCGUCCAUGCAACCAGGGCCAGGCCAGGGGGCUGAGUUACAGGGGGUGCCUAUGGGCAGGGGAAUGAGGGUGGGCCCAGGUGCUGGGCUUUGCUGGUUGAGCCCCCCCUUCCCUGGAUGGAGCCAAGCCAGCUGGCACAGCCCCAGGCUGUCCCAGCCAAGCCCCUGCAACCAGGACAGCACAGAGGUACCGGCAGCCUGACUCCUGCCUCCUGGACACACAACCCAGAGCGGGGCCAUGGCUCCCCACCCCAGGACUCAGCAUCACGGCGUCUUCCAGGAUCAAGCCUUUGCGCACAGCACUUUCCGGACUUGGCCUCCUCCAUGGGAAGGGGCAGGGGGGCAGGGCCAGCGGUGCCCACGGCAGGGGCUUUUCAAUAAAAGUCUGUGGUCUGAGGCAGGGAA
This is a messenger RNA of Alligator sinensis (Chinese alligator), 2421 nucleotides long. RefSeq names its product fibronectin type III domain containing 4 (gene FNDC4). Gene Ontology annotation, molecular function: protein binding. NCBI's taxonomy places the organism in Eukaryota, Metazoa, Chordata, Crocodylia, Alligatoridae. The transcript is spliced from 6 exons. Bases 642 to 1595 code for a protein of 317 amino acids. The record is from RefSeq and is a predicted model, not a curated record.